This is a messenger RNA of Penicillium cataractarum, 939 nucleotides long. RefSeq names its product putative catechol dioxygenase. Lineage: Eukaryota; Fungi; Ascomycota; Eurotiomycetes; Eurotiales; Aspergillaceae. The record is from RefSeq and is a predicted model, not a curated record. Gene Ontology annotation, molecular function: ferric iron binding; catechol 1,2-dioxygenase activity. The transcript has a single exon. Gene Ontology annotation, biological process: catechol-containing compound metabolic process. The coding region runs from base 1 to 939 and encodes 312 amino acids.
AUGGCUCCCACCGUCAACCACCGUUUCGACCCUACCUUCACUGACCAGGUGGUCAACGCCAUGGGUCCCGGUACCCCCGAGCGUGCUCGUGUCAUUCUCGGUUCUCUCAUCCGUCACAUCCACGACUUUGCCCGUGAGGUCGAGCUCACCCCCGCCGAGUGGAUGACCGGUGUCGAGUUCAUCAACUCCAUCGGUGCCAUCAGCACUCCCAUCCGUAACGAGGGUCACCGUUGCUGUGAUGUGAUCGGUCUCGAGUCCCUCGUCGACGAGAUCGCCAACAAGAUCGUCACCGAGCAGGGUCUCUCCCCCACCUCCAACGUCAUUCUCGGCCCCUUCUGGUCUCCCAACGCUCCCUUCCGCGCUCUGGGUGACAGCAUCAUCCAGGACCCUCUCGAGAACGGUCGCGUCACCUACAUGCACGGUCGUCUGACCGACAUGGAGACUGGCAAGCCCAUCGAGGGUGCCGUCCUCGACAUCUGGCAGGCUUCCGCCAACGCCCAGUACGACUUCCAGGACCCCAACCAGAGCGAGAACAACCUCCGUGGCAAGUUCCGCUCCAACGCCAACGGCGAGUUCUACUGGUACUGCUACCACCCUACUGCCUACUCUCUGCCCACCGAUGGCCCCGCCGGUGUCCUGCUGAACGUCAUGGACCGUUCCCCCAUGCGCCCCGCUCACAUCCACCUGAUGAUCACCCACCCCGACUACGCCACCGUCAUCAACCAGAUCUACCCCAGCACCGACCCCCACUUGAAGAUCGACUCCGUCUUCGCCGUCAAGGACGACCUGGUUGUCGACUUCAAGCCCAAGACUGAUGACCCCAAGGCCGAGCUCGACCUCGAGUACAACGUCACCAUGGCCCUGAAGAAGCACCACCCCAACCCCAACUCUGCUCCUCCCAAGUCUUCCUUCGAGCGUUCUAUGGGCAACAAGCUGUAA